AUGAAGGAUUUGCCUUCUGGUUUUCAGAUUGCAUCCUUGACGGUGACAGCCGUCCCCACUGUCCUAUGCCUUAUGACUUCUGACUCCCCAGAUCCGCCUGCCACUGCCUCCUUAUGGGACUUCACCAAGGUCAGGGCCACAGUUCAGGACAGUGGUUCCUACCUGCCUGUCAUUGGUGGCACUCGGGACUUCCUGCUUGCCGGCAUGGAGUGGCAUUGGUCUGAGAAUAGUGCCUCGAACCCAGGCUCAGGCGCAGGAGCGACGAGGCUACAGGGGAAGUCCAGCUUUGUCUGCAAGUUCGAGUCCUCUCCAGCAGGCGACGGGAGGCACUGCCUGGGUGUGUUUGACUUUGAGUCGGAUCCUCACCGCGUGAAGGCGAGGACCGCGCUGGCCUUGCUGGCGAUUGGGUUCUUUGUGAACUUCCCAUCAGCCAAGCAGUACUUCAGCCAGUUCAAGCACAUGGAGGACCCCUUGGAGAUGGAGAGGAGUCCCCAGCUGCGGAAGCAUGCCUGCCGGGUCAUGGGGGCCCUCAACACUGUCGUGGAGAACCUGCAUGACCCAGACAAGGUGUCCUCUGUGCUCGCCCUGGUCGGCAAAGCUCAUGCCCUCAAGCACAAGGUGGAACCUGUCUACUUCAAGAUUCUCUCUGGGGUCAUUCUGGAGGUGAUCGCCGAGGAGUUUGCCAAUGACUUCCCUCCUGAGACGCAGAAAGCCUGGGCCAAGCUGCGUGGUCUCAUCUACAGCCACGUGACCGCUGCCUACAAGGAAGUGGGCUGGGUACAGCAGGUCCCCAACACUGCCACGUGAGGAGGGGGUGAGGGUGGGCUGGGCAGUCUCCCUGCUGUGUCCUCUCUUGCCCCCUAGGCUUCCCAUCUCUCCUGGGACCAGGGACUGACUGCUGGGGCAGGAACCCUCCAGGCAUGCAGACACAGGAGUCUGAUACACUUCAAAGCAGGCACAACACAAAGGACCCGCGUGACAGCACCCUUCUGACUUAAGGCCCGCUUGUCCAGCCCCUGCUCUUGUCUGCACAGAGCUGAGAAGUAGAUUUGUCUGGGCAGUGCUU
Molecule: messenger RNA, 1066 nt
Organism: Cricetulus griseus (Chinese hamster)
Lineage: Eukaryota; Metazoa; Chordata; Mammalia; Rodentia; Cricetidae
Source: RefSeq, a predicted model, not a curated record